Molecule: messenger RNA, 2640 nt
Organism: Schistosoma mattheei
Lineage: Eukaryota; Metazoa; Platyhelminthes; Trematoda; Strigeidida; Schistosomatidae
Source: the annotation of a GenBank genome assembly
AUGAUAUUCUACCAGAAGAUUGGUGGUGAAAGUUAUUUCAUUGAUAGUGUUACACACAACAGCUUUAUGUUAUUCAUCAUCUUACGUGAAUAUAUCUGUUCAUUAAUGAUGUCAGAUAACUCUGAGGACCAAAUACAGUAUAGUAAUUCAAAAGAUACAAUCAAUUUGUAUAUGCUAAUGUAUGAAAUGUUGAAGGAAAAUAUAGGUAAUCCAUUUGACAUAUUGAAAUGCAAUUCGCAAAGUGCACGUAUUCCUGCGUAUUUAAAAUCAUUGAUUCGAGGCCGAAUUGAAAGACUACGCAAUUACUACGAGGCUGUUGCGUACACAAAUUUGUCGACAUUUAAAAAUCUAAUCUUUGCGAAAUCAUUGAAUGUUGGCAAUGAAAUUGAUGACGAUGACGAUGAAGAAAGUGGUGAUGGCGGAGGUGAUGUUAGUCAAAAUAGUAAUAGAAGAAGAUUUCUUUUGACUAAAGACAGCGUUUUCGGUUUAUUUAUAAGAAAAUUUUCACUUGGAAUUUAUUCUCAAAGUUUUGAAAAAAUAAUACAAUUCCUUGAUUCAUUCUUUGAUGCCUAUGAUAAUGAAAUGUGUUCUAUAUCAAAUCUGGAUACUGAAGAUUUAAUUGUACAAAAGUUUGCUCAUUCAUUCACUAGAGAUCAAUAUUUAAUAUCAACUCGUAAUCAAGCUUUAGAUGUUUGUUCAGAAAUUAUCGAUUCUAUUGGGAAAAUUGGUGGACGUCCUAAUCUUAAUCUACAAAAAUACAAUGAACUUUUAUUGUUAGCUAAAAAAAUGUAUCCUGAAGUAUCAUAUACGCAUUAUGCCUCACAUGUAUAUGCUUUGCAUAAACGAAAUCUUACGAUGGCUGAGAACGAAUUACAUGCAUACUUUGAAACAUGUAUGGCAUCGGUACAAAAUCCAGAAAUAUCAUUAACAACGUCAACAUUUUCUGGAUCUGGCACAGUAUCAACAACUACAACGACAACAGCAGGACAAGGAACAAUCACAUCAUCAGUGUUAACUCCACCUAUCAAUUCUAGUAAUACCUGUGCUCAUAUGGCAGUGACUGGUGCUGCAAUGCAUUUAAAUUUCGGUCAUUGGUAUAAAGGAAAAUGUUUGAUUAAGGAAGCACUUCAAAAAUCGCUAGAAAGUGAAUCUAAAGAUUCACUUGGUCAUGUUAAAGUCACACAUACUUUAUUGAAUUCAAGUACUGAUCCAUUUCGUUAUGAUAAUGAAGUACCUAUGAAACAAUCAUUUAAAUCAAAUGAUGUUACAUUAACUGAAUUUCGUACAAAAUUUUGGAAUACAUUAGAUAUAGGAUCAGAACCAUAUAAACUAUUAACUGUUUACUUCAAUUCAGUUAAUACUAUAUCUCAAGCAUAUUUUACUGUUUGUCAAUUGGAUUUAGCUACAAUGUGGCAAUUUUAUGGUUAUCCAAAUAUGGCCACUGUAUUGAUGCAGUGUAUAAUUAAUGCAGAUUGUUUAGAACCAUGUCCUUAUUCCGAUACUGUAUUAGCUAAUGCUUUUGCAAACAUUAUAAAAGAGUUUAAUUCCAUGGGAUCAAUUGAGAUAGCAUUAAAAUUAUCUAAAAUAUGUCGAUCUAUAUUGUGUCGUUUUCCAAACCAAUCACCUUUACUACAAGCUAGCAUGGAAGUUGAACUGGAGCAACAUCUAAGAUCUGGUUAUGAUUUAGCUCAAUGCGAUCGUUUGGUUAAUUCAAUAAAACUUUAUUGUCCAUGGGAAUCUGCUAUAAGGCAAGCUGAAGUUGAACAAAAACGUGGCAAUGUAUCUUAUACACAUGAUAUUCUACGUUAUAUUAUUGAUAGUGUCAUUGCAAGACGUGAUCAUGACUGUGGACUAUUACAACAAUCAGCGAAUAAUAAUAAGUUAUUACAUUCAAAUGAAUUAUGGAGUCAAACAAAACCAUUUUCCCAUAUAAUAUUGCCUACAUUUCCUGAGCAUACACCUGUUGGUGGAUUAUGUAAAUUAGCAUUGAUUGAGUUACGUGCACAUUUGGCUUUAAUUGAAUUGUUGAUUACAUUGAAGCUUUAUGUAUAUGCUUUCAACGAGAUUGAUAUCACAUUGAAAUUAUGUAAACAUUAUCGAUUAAGUUUAGGUAUUGAAAUGAUUAAAUUAUUACAAUGUGCUAUCCAUUUAUCCAUGAAUAACAAUAUGAUGAUGAAUACUAAUCCUACUAAUGAUCUUCAUGAUAACAAGAAUACUAAAAUUGAUCAUAUUAAUGUUGAUCCAACCUCUCUAUGGAUUAAUGGAUUGAAACAAACAAAUUCCAAUGUCAUAUUUGAAUUGAAUAAUAGUUUAGAAGAGAUAUUACAUCGUACAGAUCAAUUAACAAAAUAUCGUUGUCAAGUAUUUUUGAGUCGUACACGACUAUUAAUUGAUAUCAAUGAGAAUAAUCAUUCAUUUAUUCAAAUGCAUAUGUCAGAACUCUUAAAAGCACUCAACUAUUAUCGACAAUUAGACGAUAGAAAACGUAUACUUGAUAUUCUAGUAUUAAUGGCAGCAGCAUUGAACUCAGUCAAUGAAUAUGUGAAACGAAAUGAAGUGUCCAAAUCAUUUCACAUAUUACGUGAACAUUUUGGUUUUAAAAGUUUACCUUCAAAACGUUUUAUUGUUGAUAUUUUAUAA